UGGCUGGACUCGGCCGCCGCUGUGGUGUGAGGUGCGUGUCCGGGCUCUCGCCGUCACCGCACCCGCACCGCGGCUACUGCCGUGCGGUCCGCCGUUCGACCGCCAGCCCUCGGGCCCCUUGCCCGCUGCGGACAUGCCGCGCGUCUACAUAGGACGCCUGAGCUACAACGUCCGGGAGAAGGACAUCCAGCGCUUUUUCAGUGGCUAUGGCCGCCUUCUCGAAAUAGACCUUAAAAAUGGGUACGGCUUCGUGGAGUUCGAGGACUCCCGCGACGCCGACGACGCCGUUUACGAGCUGAACGGCAAGGAGCUGUGCGGCGAGCGCGUGAUCGUGGAGCACGCCCGCGGCCCGCGCCGGGAUCGCGACGGCUACAGCUACGGAAGCCGCAGUGGUGGAGGUGGAUACAGCAGUCGGAGAACCUCUGGCAGAGACAAAUAUGGACCACCUGUACGCACAGAAUUCAGACUAAUUGUAGAAAAUCUUUCUAGUCGUUGCAGUUGGCAAGAUUUAAAGGAUUUCAUGAGACAAGCAGGUGAAGUAACCUAUGCAGAUGCUCACAAAGAACGCACAAAUGAAGGUGUCAUUGAGUUUCGCUCCUACUCUGACAUGAAGCGUGCUUUGGAUAAACUGGAUGGUACAGAAAUCAAUGGGAGAAAUAUUAGACUCAUUGAAGAUAAGCCACGAACAAGCCAUAGGCGGUCUUAUUCUGGAAGCAGAUCUAGGUCACGAUCUAGAAGAAGGUCACGAAGUAGAAGUCGUAGGAGCAGCCGCAGUAGAUCUCGAAGUAUCUCAAAAAGUCGCUCCCGAUCCAGGUCUCGGAGCAAAGGUCGGUCACGGUCUCGUUCCAAAGGCAGGAAAUCUAGAUCAAAAAGCAAAUCUAAACCCAAGUCUGAUCGGGGCUCCCGUUCGCGUUCUCGGAGCAGAUCGAAGGAUGAGUAUGAGAAAUCUCGAAGCAGGUCUCGUUCUCGAUCUCGUUCCCCCAAAGAAAAUGGAAAAGGUGAUAUAAAGUCCAAAUCUAGAUCAAGGAGCCAGUCCCGUUCCAAUUCACCCCUACCUGCUCCACCCUCAAAGGCCCGUUCUGUGUCCCCUCCACCAAAAAGAGCUUCAAGAUCCCGUUCUAGAUCUCGUUCAAAGUCAAGGUCACGAUCCAGAUCAAGUUCCAGAGAUUAACCCAGAACUCUCCAUUCUUUGCACACUAUUACGGAACACUUUCCUACUUGCUUAGUCAGUUACUCUUUCAUGUUUCUACUUGGCCCCUUCUGCAAGAAGAAACCUCCCAAAAUGGGCACACAGAAAUUGGAUUUGUAGCCAAAUUUGAUGAAAAAGAUGAGGUUCUAAAGAAAUGGCAUGAAGUCAAAGAUCCUCUCCCUUCUUUGUAGAAUUAAGAUAACUUUGAUUUUAUAGCUUUUGAGCUAAAAUAACUUUUGUAAAGAUUAAGCUCAUUUAGAUUUUUUUUUUUUUUUAAGUAUUUCAGCAGGAUCUGCUGAAGGGGUUUUGUUAUUGUUAUAUUUGUUUGCUUAAUUUUAAAUUAACCUUUUCAGGCUUUGAAUACUUAAGGCUUUAGAGGGAGAACCCAAUUUUCAAUUAUGUUGGCUUUUUAUAAAGCUUGAGUUAUGUAAGAUUUCAAUAAAAGUUUGCUACCAAGAUGAUUGCCUUACUUGAAUAGGUCACUCUUAAAUUCCUUGAGAUACUGAUAAUCUAUCUGUGGAAACAAUGUAAAUUCUACUUACGUGUAAAACAAGGCAAGUCUCAGAUGCAAUAAGUUUGGAUACGUUGCUUUGUGCUGUUAAUCAAAUUUGCCAAAAUCACUUUGGCCCCUUAAACAGGUUUAAGUUAAAAAUAAAAAGAUUUUGUAGUGGA
Molecule: messenger RNA, 1861 nt
Organism: Capra hircus (goat)
Lineage: Eukaryota; Metazoa; Chordata; Mammalia; Artiodactyla; Bovidae
Gene: SRSF6
Product: serine and arginine rich splicing factor 6
Exons: 6
Coding region: 134-1171 (345 amino acids)
Biological process (GO): alternative mRNA splicing, via spliceosome; mRNA splice site recognition
Cellular component (GO): nucleus; cytoplasm; ribonucleoprotein complex
Molecular function (GO): mRNA binding
Source: RefSeq, a predicted model, not a curated record